This is a messenger RNA of Corvus hawaiiensis (hawaiian crow), 2613 nucleotides long. RefSeq names its product UBX domain protein 2B (gene UBXN2B). The record is from RefSeq and is a predicted model, not a curated record. The transcript has 9 exons. Gene Ontology annotation, molecular function: ubiquitin binding. NCBI's taxonomy places the organism in Eukaryota, Metazoa, Chordata, Aves, Passeriformes, Corvidae. The coding region runs from base 12 to 1121 and encodes 369 amino acids. Gene Ontology annotation, biological process: membrane fusion; autophagosome assembly; proteasome-mediated ubiquitin-dependent protein catabolic process. Gene Ontology annotation, cellular component: nucleus; cytosol.
GCCUCCACAAGAUGGCGGACGGCGGGGCAGCGCCCGCGCAGCCGGACGGGGAUGUGCCCGCGGCUCCAGCCGCCGCUGGCCGCAGGGACCGGCAGCCCCGGAGCGGCGGCCGCCCGCCCAGUGCCCGGGAUUUGCAGCUGGCCUUGGCAGAGUUAUAUGAAGAUGAAGCUAAAAGGCAGUCAUUGUGUUCUGACAAGCCAGCAGCUACAAAGACCAGUAACCCAAAGGUAUCACAGAGUCUUAAACUGGAUUCUCUUAAAAGGCUGAGAAAACCAGAGAGAAGCAUGAGCGAUGACAAAGAAAACCAAAGAUUUUAUUCAGGUGACUCAGAAUAUAGAGGAUUACAGAUUUCUGGGGCUUCCAAUAAUCCGAGUAAAAUUGUUGCUGAACUCUUCAAGGAAGCAAAAGAACAUGGGGCUGUCCCAUUAGAUGAAGCCUCGAGAGCAUCUGGUGAUUUCAGUAAAGCUAAGUCAUUUUCUGGUGGUGGAUACAGAUUGGGUGACUCAUCACAAAAGCACUCUGAAUACAUAUAUGGAGAAAAUCAGGAUGUUCAAAUUUUGCUGAAACUGUGGAGAAAUGGAUUCAGUUUAGAUGAUGGCGAGUUGAGAUCCUAUUCAGAUCCAACAAAUGCUCAGUUUCUUGAGUCUGUUAAAAGAGGGGAAAUUCCUGUGGAACUGCAGCGACUUGUUCAUGGUGGCCAGGUUAAUUUGGGUAUGGAAGAUCACCAAGAACAGGAAUAUGUGAAGCCCAGACUGCGAUUCAAAGCUUUCAGUGGCGAAGGGCAAAAACUUGGAAGCCUUACACCUGAAAUAGUCAGCACACCUUCUUCCCCAGAGGAGGAGGAGAAAUCCAUUCUUAAUGCACCUGUUCUGAUUGAUGAUUCCAUGCCAGCAACUAAAAUUCAAAUUAGAUUAGCAGAUGGAAGCCGAUUAAUACAAAGAUUUAAUCAAACACACAGGAUUAAGCAUAUUCGAGAUUUCAUUAUCCAGUCCCGUCCAGCUUUUGCAACAAUGGAUUUUGUUCUUGUGACUACCUUUCCAAAUAAAGAGCUAACGGAUGAAAGCCUGACACUGCAAGAAGCAGAUAUACUUAACACUGUGAUUCUUCAGCAAUUAAAGUAACCUUACGGUUGUUGUACAGCCCAGGGACCCUGCUGUACUGUCAUACAGUAUGUUUCCAAAAGAUGAAAGAAAGGAGAUAUCAGUGUCUUUUUAUUUCCUCAUUUCCAGGGAUCAUAUUUUUGGAUUUCAUGUCUUCCAGCUAUAACAUAUCUAACUUUUUUAUUUUAAUUUCUCAACAUUAUUCAAACGUUUUUCAAUAUUAAAAUUAAGCUUCUGUAUGUUAGUAUGUUUCAAACCACAUCUUAUACUAAAUGUGAAAUGAGAUAGGACUUUGUGACUCGUUGUUUUGAGGGGGGUGGGGGAAGGAGCAUUUUCUGAAGGGGACAGUAUCUUUCAUACAGUUGGUAAGAUUUGCACUAUGGAAAUGUUCUAUGCUGCACUGACAAACAGCCAUUUGAAAACUUAGACUGUAGGUUAUGUUUACCUUGCAAACUGUAUUAAGGUGUUCUUUUUAAUAGGUUUACAGAUAAUUAAUGCCCUAAUAUAAUUUUUGUACGUUCUAUUUGUAGUGUUUCAUAGUGCAGUAUAAUAUUUAUAUUCUAGUUUUUAUGUCAUUUUCCUUGUAUUGUUGCUCAUAUGAGUGAAUCAGUUCAGGAGAUGCAAACCUCAGCUGCUGCAGACUAUGAUAGAAUGUUCUUAUUUGUAUUCUAGUUGUACUACUUGUGAUGAAAAUAAAUAUGAAUUUUUUUCUUCUUGGAAGUUAGAGAAAUGUGAGAGACCACUGUCAUCUGGGGAAAUUAUGUGAUUUAGAGGAGGCCUGUGGUCAUUUUGAAUCUGAGUAUGCAGUUGGACCCUCUGCAGUGACAUGAUUCUUUACACAGUUACUUACACAACCCCAAAUAAAAAUACACUGAGGUGCACAAACACAGAACUGGUCUGCUUUUGUGCAUGCAAGUGACAGCAUAAAUGUGUUGAUUGGUCACGUAUUUUUGAUCUGAAUUUCAGUUCUUUAUAUUUGUAAUUUUGGCCAAAGGCAUUUUGUAGUAUUCAGUGGGGAUUUGGUUGUGCAGCUUUCACUGUUCUUGUUUGGAAGCUGUGUAAUUAAACCCCUUAAUCUUUGAAAUUGUAUAUUUUUUCACAUAACUUGCCCCAACACUGCAGUAAGCAGGUAGGAGUCUUAUGUUGGGGGAAACUGGCUGCUGUGCUUUAGUAGUGUGGAGUUUUUUAGUAUUUUUGGAUUUAUAUCAGAUGAGUGGAUCACACUGUGAAGGAGAGUAGAUGGGCUGUACCUCUUAUAUCAAUAUAUGUGUUAAAAAUUGUUGUUUCCAUGAUUAUUUUGUUCUGAAAAUACUAGUACUUGUUUAUUUAUGUUAAGGUUAUAAUUGCUUAGUAUAUUCUUACGUUUUUACCUCAAAGUAGAUAUUUGACUGAGUAGAUUUUAAACAUGCAAUUGUAUUUGAAGUAUUUUGUUUUGCAUUCUGAAUAUCUGCAUGAUUUUAAUCAUAAUUCAUUUCAUGUGCUAAGUAAUUAAAGUUUUAUGUUAAAGAUUGCA